This is a messenger RNA of Heterostelium album PN500, 222 nucleotides long. RefSeq lists its product as uncharacterized. Lineage: Eukaryota; Evosea; Eumycetozoa; Acytosteliales; Acytosteliaceae. The record is from RefSeq and is a predicted model, not a curated record. The coding region runs from base 1 to 222 and encodes 73 amino acids. The transcript has a single exon.
AUGACCGACACCACCGAACUGAUAGUUAGACCGAGUGAUCCACGUCGUACGCCCUCUUGGAAGUCAGUUCUUGCUACCGAGCCUUCGGGUGCAUUAGGAUUACCAUUAUAUACAUUGACACCGACCCAAGUAGUUACAUAUAAUACAAAACAAAACCAACCAAUCCAUGAAAAGAAUUGUACACAGCAAAACUCUCACCAAAUACUGUGGCAUGUGUCUUAA